This is a messenger RNA of Apis mellifera (honey bee), 930 nucleotides long. RefSeq names its product SPRY domain-containing protein 7. The transcript is spliced from 4 exons. Bases 244 to 828 code for a protein of 194 amino acids. Lineage: Eukaryota; Metazoa; Arthropoda; Insecta; Hymenoptera; Apidae. The record is from RefSeq and is a predicted model, not a curated record. Gene Ontology annotation, molecular function: protein binding.
GUCAUGUACGUAUAAUCUACCUACACACGGAAACCUCAAAGUUCAAUCUCUGCGUUGAAAUACGCACAAUACUAACUUACUAUCAUACCCAAAUAUUGCAUGGUGUUUAAUAUUCUCGAUGUAAUCGAAGUAAAUAUCGUGAGUUAUUCGUUUCAUUUUACGGGAGAAAAAAAAUUUUCUCCUAACAGUGUCACAAUGCUACAAUCGUUAAUCUAAACAAACUAUAAAGAAAGGGGAACAAAGAUGAUGUUUUGCUGUUUGAGAAAUUGUUUUGACGGCCUUGGCUUUGCCGCAACUCAAACACCGAAGAGAGAACCAAAUCCUAUAUCUUUAGACACGUCUUAUAUGGGACAUGAAGUUGUGAUAGUAAAAAAUGGUCUAAGAGUAUGCGGUCGUGGUGGUGCCUUAACAAAUGCUCCUCUUGUCCAAAAUAAAAGUUAUUUUGAAAUAAAAAUACAACAAGGUGGUAUAUGGGCUAUUGGAUUGGCUACAAGAUCCACAGAUCUCAAUAUUACUAUUGGAGGAAAUGAUAAAGAAAGUUGGGCUCUUAAUUAUGAUUCUAUUAUAAGGCAUAAUCAACAGGAAAUACAUAAGAUUCAAAGUUCGGUUCAAGAAGGAGAUAUUAUAGGCGUAUCUUAUGAUCACAUAGAACUUAAUUUCUAUUUAAAUGGAAAACCAAUAGGUGCUCCAGUAAUGGGCAUAAAAGGAACUGUUUAUCCAGUACUUUAUGUGGAUGAUGGGGCCAUUCUAGACUUAAUUUUGGAUAAUUUUAUUCAUCCUCCACCUACAGGUUUUGAAAAAAUCAUGUUGGAGCAAUCAUUACUCUAGCAAAAAAUAUUAUUACAUAAGUAUCAAUCUUUUUAUUCCUUGACACUAAAAGCAUUUUAUGUCCAUUCUAUAUUUCUCUAACAUAAAAUAUGGAAUCAAAAA